Molecule: messenger RNA, 7672 nt
Organism: Corylus avellana
Lineage: Eukaryota; Viridiplantae; Streptophyta; Magnoliopsida; Fagales; Betulaceae
Gene: GLT1
Product: NADH-dependent glutamate synthase 1
Molecular function (GO): iron ion binding; oxidoreductase activity, acting on the CH-NH2 group of donors, NAD or NADP as acceptor; iron-sulfur cluster binding
Source: RefSeq, a predicted model, not a curated record
CUCUCUCUGUUUUUUUUUUCCUCUCUUUUCUUGUGCUUUCUUGGUUAUUUUCCGGGAAAGCCGGUGGUUGGUUGGCUUGGUUAUGCUGUGCUCUUUCUCUGGCCUCAAGAUUUGUGGCACGUGACGAUCAGAUUCUCGUUGGUUAAUUCAUAUAAGAAAAUUGUUGUAAUUAUUAUUUUUUUCCCUUUUUUUCCCUGCCUAAACAACAAGUAUUGUGUUUCUCCCAAAUUAAUCAGAUUUUCAUUUCAUUCUCUGAGCCAGAAAAUCACUCUGAGCUGAAGAAGACGGACGGUUUAGAUCUGUAAACUAUCACGUAAAAAUUGGAAAAAAGUGGUGAAAACACAAAUCUUCUCAGAUUUGUGUUUUUCUGGAUCAUUCUCAGUGUGUACGUAAUUUGAGAUUUGGUUUCUUAUUUGGAGUCAAAUACUAGAUCCGAGUCAGAGACCUAAAGGAGCACAAAUAUCCUUAAAAUAAGUAGGUUCAAAAUUUGUCCUCUGUGUGCUGUAUUCUUGGAAACCUAGCUAUUGUUGAAUUUUCGGUGAAUUCUCAAAAAUGUUUGCGAGCUCGGGUUCGAUUCUUCGGCUCCGAACCGGUGCGUCUGGCGCUCUGCCUUCGCUGGACAAGUCCUCGAACCAGCAGUCGAAACUCAAUGCGGCUCCGAGAGCUCCGACAACCCGGUUUAAUACGCGAUGCUCGGCGGGGGCGAAGAAGUCGGUGAAUGUAAUAGAGAAGAGGUUUCUGGGGACCCGAUUGCGGGCCUCCGGGUCGGAGAGAUUCCAGUUCUGGAGGUCGGACGGGCCUGGGAGGGCGCCUAAGCUCAGGGUCGCGGUCCGCUCGUCGUUCUCCGCGGUGCCGGAGAAGCCUCUCGGGCUCUACGACCCGUCGUUUGAUAAGGAUUCGUGUGGGGUCGGAUUCGUUGCAGAGCUAUCCGGCGAAAGUAGCCGUAAAACGGUUUCGGAUGCUUUGGAGAUGCUGGUACGUAUGUCACACAGAGGUGCCUGUGGGUGUGAAGCCAACACUGGUGAUGGAGCCGGAAUUCUUGUUGCUCUUCCUCACGACUUCUAUGAGGAGGUUGUUAAGGAUCUUGGGUUUGAGCUUCCACCAGCAGGGGAAUAUGCUGUUGGCAUGUUCUUUUUGCCCAAAUCGGAGAGUAGAAGGGAAGAAAGCAAAAAUGUGUUCACAAAGGUUGCAGAGUCUCUUGGGCAUACUGUUCUUGGGUGGCGACCUGUGCCUACAGAUAACACAGGAUUGGGCAUGUCUGCCUUGCAGACAGAACCUGUGGUUGAGCAAGUUUUCCUUACACCUACUCCUCAGUCACAAGUUGAUUUGGAGCGGCAGAUGUACAUACUGAGGAGGGUUUCAAUGAUUGCCAUUAGAGCUGCAUUAAACCUUGAAUAUGGUGGUGCUAAGGACUUCUAUAUCUGUUCUCUUUCCUCAAGGACUGUUGUUUACAAGGGUCAGUUAAAGCCAAAUCAGUUGAAGGAUUAUUAUUAUGCAGAUAUUGGCAAUGAAAGGUUUACGAGCUACAUGGCCCUGAUACACUCGAGAUUCUCAACGAAUACAUUUCCCAGCUGGGAUCGUGCUCAACCUAUGCGUAUCUUGGGCCACAAUGGAGAAAUCAACACACUUAAAGGCAACAUAAACUGGAUGAAGGCACGGGAGGGUCUAUUAAAGUGUAACGAGCUUGGCCUCUCAGAGAAUGAGUUGAAGAAGCUUCUACCAUUUGUGGAUGGCAGUUCAUCUGAUUCAGGAGCUUUCGAUGGUGUCCUUGAGCUUCUUGUUCGAGCUGGUAGAAGCCUCCCUGAAGCUAUGAUGAUGAUGAUUCCUGAAGCAUGGCAAAAUGACAAGAAUAUGGAUCCUAAUCGAAAGGCGCUAUAUGAAUACUUCUCUGCUCUAAUGGAGCCAUGGGAUGGGCCAGCUCUUAUAUCAUUUACUGAUGGCCGCUAUCUGGGAGCAACUUUGGAUCGCAAUGGGUUGCGGCCCGGUCGUUUCUACAUCACCCACAGUGGACGAGUUAUAAUGGCCAGUGAAGUUGGCGUAGUAGACAUUCCACCUGAAGAUGUGUAUAGGAAAGGAAGACUAAACCCUGGCAUGAUGCUUUUGGUUGAUUUUGAAAAUCAUAUUGUGGUCGAUGAUGAAGCCCUGAAGCAGCAAUACUCACUGGCGAGGCCUUAUGGCGAGUGGCUUAAAAGGCAAAAAAUUGAACUCAAGGACAUAGUUGACUCUGUUCGUGAAUCGGAAAGGGUCCCUCCUCCCCUUGCGGGAGUGAUUCCAGCAUCUAGUGAUGAUGACAACAUGGAAAACGUGGGCAUUCAUGGUUUAUUGGCUCCAUUGAAAGCUUUUGGUUACACUGUUGAAGCCUUGGAAAUGUUGUUGCUUCCUAUGGCAAAAGAUGGUGUGGAGGCUCUUGGUUCUAUGGGAAACGACACUCCGUUGGCUGUAAUGUCUAACAGAGAAAAGCUCACUUUUGAGUACUUCAAGCAAAUGUUUGCCCAAGUAACAAACCCUCCAAUUGAUCCUAUUCGGGAGAAGAUAGUCACCUCCAUGGAAUGUAUGAUUGGUCCGGAGGGUGACCUGACAGAAACCACUGAAGAACAAUGUCAUCGUCUUUCACUGAAAGGUCCUCUUUUAUCCAUCAAAGAAACAGAAGCAAUAAAAAAGAUGAAUUAUAGAGGUUGGCGAAGCAAAGUUCUAGACAUAACUUAUUCUAAAGACAGAGGUAGCAAGGGAUUGGAGGAGACCUUGGAUAGGCUUUGUGCUGAAGCACAUGAUGCAAUUAAGGAGGGUUGUACGUUACUUGUGCUUUCUGAUAGAGCUUUCUCGCCUAAGCGUGUUGCAGUAAGCUCCCUCUUGGCUGUUGGUGCGGUUCAUCAAUAUCUCGUUAAAAAGCUUGAGCGCACCCAAGUUGGGUUGAUAGUUGAAACUGCUGAACCACGUGAAGUGCACCAUUUCUGUACGCUUGUUGGGUUUGGUGCAGAUGCUAUAUGCCCAUACUUGGCUAUAGAAGCCAUUUGGAGACUGCAAGUUGAUGGAAAGAUCCCACCAAAAUCAAGUGGUGAGUUCCACUCAAAGGAAGAGCUGGUCAAAACGUACUUCAAAGCAACCAGCUAUGGAAUGAUGAAGGUUCUUGCCAAGAUGGGGAUAUCAACUUUGGCCUCUUACAAGGGUGCUCAGAUUUUUGAAGCUCUGGGUCUUUCUUCAGAGGUGAUUGAGAGGUGCUUUGCUGGAACUCCAAGUAGAGUUGAGGGUGCAACAUUUGAGAUGCUUGCUCGUGAUGCAUUUCAUCUGCAUGAGUUGGCGUUUCCCUCUCGGGCUUUUCCUCCCAAAAGUGCAGAAGCUGUAGCACUGCCAAACCCAGGUGAUUAUCAUUGGAGGAAAGGUGGUGAGAUUCACCUGAAUGAUCCCCUUGCUAUAUCCAAGUUGCAGGAGGCUGCCCGAACCAACAGUGUUGCUGCCUACAAAGAAUACUCCAAGCUUAUUCAUCAAUUGAAUAAAGCCUGCAAUUUACGGGGCCUAUUGAAAUUUAAAGAGGUAGAGGCGAAAGUUCCUUUGGAUGAAGUGGAACCUGCCAGUGAGAUUGUCAAACGGUUCUGUACUGGGGCCAUGAGUUAUGGAUCGAUAUCGUUGGAGGCCCACACAACAUUGGCUAUUGCUAUGAAUAAAAUUGGAGGAAAAUCAAAUACAGGUGAGGGAGGUGAGCAACCAUCUCGUAUGGAGCCUCUUCCAGAUGGUUCAAAGAACCCAAAAAGAAGCGCAAUUAAGCAGGUUGCAAGUGGGAGGUUCGGAGUUUCAAGUUAUUACCUUACCAAUGCCGAUGAAUUACAGAUAAAAAUGGCUCAGGGGGCCAAGCCUGGUGAAGGAGGUGAACUUCCUGGCCACAAAGUUGUAGGAGAAAUUGCGGUCACCAGGAAUUCUACUGCAGGGGUGGGACUUAUUAGUCCACCACCCCAUCAUGAUAUAUAUUCAAUCGAAGACCUUGCCCAGUUAAUUCAUGAUCUUAAGAACUCGAACCCUGCUGCUCGAAUUAGUGUGAAGUUGGUAUCUGAAGCUGGUGUGGGAGUAGUUGCUAGUGGAGUAGUCAAGGGGCAUGCUGACCAUGUCUUGAUCUCUGGUCAUGAUGGAGGUACAGGGGCCUCUAGAUGGACUGGAAUUAAGAAUGCUGGGCUACCAUGGGAACUCGGUUUAGCAGAGACUCACCAGACAUUGGUUGCUAAUGACCUUCGUGGCCGAACGGUUCUCCAGACAGAUGGUCAACUGAAAACUGGAAGAGAUGUGGCCAUAGCAGCCCUUCUUGGUGCGGAAGAGUUUGGCUUCAGCACAGCACCUCUCAUAACUCUUGGUUGCAUCAUGAUGCGGAAGUGCCACAAAAAUACCUGUCCUGUUGGCAUUGCUACUCAAGAUCCAGUACUUCGAGAGAAGUUUGCUGGGGAACCAGAACAUGUUAUAAACUUUUUCUUCAUGGUAGCAGAAGAAAUGAGGGAAAUUAUGUCACAGCUUGGAUUUCGAACUGUAAAUGAGAUGGUUGGCCGUUCUGAUAUGCUUGAAGUGGAUAAAGAAGUGACUAGAAACAACGAGAAGCUGGAGAAUAUUGAUCUCUCCCUAUUACUUAGACCUGCUGCGGAACUUCGGCCUGAAGCUGCACAGUACUGUGUCCAGAAACAGGAUCAUGGCUUGGACAUUGCAUUGGACCAAAAACUUAUUCCACUUUCCAAAGCUGCAUUAGAAAAGGGUCUUCCCGUAUACAUUGAAAUGCCAAUCUGCAAUGAGAACCGUGCUGUUGGAACUAUGCUUAGCCAUGAAGUGACUAAGCACUAUCAAAUGGCAGGGCUUCCUUCGGACACCAUCCAUAUCAAAUUCAGUGGAAGUGCAGGUCAGAGCCUCGGAGCGUUCCUCUGCCCCGGAAUCACGCUUGAGCUUGAAGGUGACAGCAAUGACUAUGUUGGUAAAGGGUUAUCGGGUGGCAAGAUUGUAGUUUAUCCUCCAAAGGAAAGCAAAUUUGAUCCGAAAGAAAACAUUGUAAUAGGUAACGUGGCUCUCUAUGGGGCAACGAGUGGGGAGGCAUACUUCAAUGGGAUGGCAGCAGAAAGAUUCUGCGUACGGAAUUCAGGAGCUAAGGCAGUUGUGGAAGGUGUUGGUGAUCAUGGAUGUGAGUAUAUGACUGGUGGGACUGUUGUUGUGCUUGGAAAAACUGGCAGGAAUUUUGCUGCAGGUAUGAGUGGUGGUAUUGCUUAUGUUCUUGAUGUGGAAGGAAAAUUCCAAUCUCGGUGCAAUCCUGAGCUCGUAGAUCUUGAUAAAGUUGAAGAAGAAGAGGACGUGAUGACUCUUAGAAUCAUGGUUCAGCAACAUCAGCGUCACACAAACAGCCAGCUAGCCAAAGAAGUUCUUGCUAACUUUGAGAAUCUUCUGCCUAAAUUCAUUAAAGUUAUACCCAGGGAGUAUAAACGGGUUCUUGCAAGCUUGAAAGUAGAGGGAGCCUCCAAGGAGGCUGUGGAACAUGCUGCUAAGGAACAAGAUGAGGCAGAACUAAUGGAAAAAGAUGCUUUUGAACAGCUUAAGAAGUUAGCAGCUGCAUCUUUGAAUGAGAAAUCCAAUCAGAAGGUAGAAGAGGCUAAAUCAUUGAAGAGGCCUACUCAGGUUACUGAUGCUGUUAAACAUCGAGGUUUCGUUUCUUAUGAGCGUGAAGGCGUUCAAUACAGGGAUCCUAGUGUUCGGAUGAAUGACUGGGAGGAAGUUAUGGAGGAAUCAAAACCUGGCCCACUUUUAAAGACUCAGUCCGCACGAUGCAUGGACUGUGGUACUCCUUUCUGCCAUCAGGAGAAUUCUGGAUGUCCUCUUGGAAACAAAAUACCUGAAUUUAAUGAGUUAGUGUACCAAAAUAGGUGGUGUGAGGCAUUAGACCGGCUCCUCGAGACAAAUAACUUCCCGGAGUUCACUGGCAGAGUGUGUCCUGCACCUUGUGAAGGUUCUUGUGUUCUGGGCAUUAUUGAGAAUCCUGUAUCUAUCAAGAGCAUUGAGUGUGCCAUUAUAGACAAGGCGUUUGAGGAGGGAUGGAUGGUACCACGACCUCCCCUCAAGAGAACAGGGAAAAGAGUAGCGAUUGUUGGAAGUGGACCAGCUGGAUUGGCUGCUGCUGAUCAGCUAAACAGAAUAGGUCACAUGGUGACCGUGUAUGAGCGUGCUGACAGAAUUGGAGGGCUUAUGAUGUAUGGUGUUCCAAACAUGAAGACUGACAAAGUGGAUGUAGUUCUACGGAGGGUGAACCUUAUGGCCCAAGAAGGUGUCAAUUUUGUGGUUAAUGCUAGUGUUGGAACUGAUCCCUUAUACUCUCUUGAUCGGCUCCGAGAAGAGAAUGAUGCUGUUGUUUUGGCUGUAGGAGCCACAAAACCAAGGGACCUUCCUGUACCUGGACGGGAGCUAUCAGGAGUCCAUUUUGCUAUGGAGUUUCUUCAUGCAAACACUAAAAGCUUGCUUGAUAGCAAUCUCCAGGAUGGUAACUACAUUUCUGCCAAGGGAAAGAAAGUUGUGGUCAUUGGUGGAGGUGACACUGGCACUGACUGCAUAGGGACAUCUAUUCGGCAUGGCUGUAGUAGUGUCGUAAAUUUGGAGCUUCUCCCCCAACCACCGCAAACUAGGGCACCAGGCAACCCCUGGCCACAGUGGCCUCGUGUAUUCCGUGUAGACUACGGGCAUCAGGAAGCUUCUUCCAAGUUUGGAAAAGACCCAAGAUCUUAUGAGGUAUUGACUAAGCGGUUUGUGGGAGAUGAGAAUGGAGCAUUGAAAGGACUGGAAGUUAUACGUGUCCGCUGGGAGAAGGAUGCUAGUGGAAAGUUUCAGUAUGAGGAAGUUGAGGGCUCUGAGGAGAUCAUUGAGGCUGACCUUGUCCUACUAGCCAUGGGUUUCCUUGGCCCUGAGUCGACGGUGGCAGAGAAGCUGGGAGUGGAACGAGACAAUCGAUCAAACUUCAAGGCAGAGUAUGGUCGUUUCUCAACCAGUGUGGAUGGGGUCUUUGCAGCUGGGGAUUGCCGGCGUGGCCAGUCGCUGGUGGUAUGGGCAAUCUCUGAAGGCCGGCAAGCUGCUGCACAGGUUGACAAAUAUCUUAUAAGAGAAGAAAAAGACCUUGCUGUUAGCCCUGGGAUCAAGGAAAACCUUAUCAAGAGGCAUCAUGACCUUACCAAGAGGCACCAGGGCAGCAGCAAACACACAGUAAUGACAUAGGUGACCUCCAAUUUUCUUUCCCAUACAGUAUUCAAAAGAAAAGAAAUACAGAAAAACUAUUCCUAAAUUGGUCUUUCUCAAGUACAAACCAACGAGCGAUGCCAAGGGACUCUAAAUUGGUCUUUCUGGACUCGAGGCCAAGGGACUCUUGAAAGGUUUUGCAGGAGGAAAAAGUGGUUUCCGUGGUAUGAUUUUGCAGAAGCCAGUGGUAGCUUGAAUUGGGCUGGGUAUAGUGUUCAAUUUCUUCAUUAAUAAUGUUUAUAGUUUAUACUCCCCGUAUUGUUUAAAAGGAUUAGCUCAUGUGGUUGUUUAUUAAGGAAUAAUGUACAGUUUUGUUUCAUAAUUUAUUUUUUAAGAAUUAUAUAUUGGAAAUUUUUGAUAUUGUAUUGGAAUGAACUUUCGAGGUUGCCAAGCAUGCUUGAAUUAUACAAUAGUUACGAAAUCUUUUGAAUUGAUA